This is a messenger RNA of Daphnia carinata, 1323 nucleotides long. RefSeq names its product lysophosphatidylserine lipase ABHD12-like. Gene Ontology annotation, biological process: monoacylglycerol catabolic process; phosphatidylserine catabolic process. Gene Ontology annotation, cellular component: endoplasmic reticulum membrane. Gene Ontology annotation, molecular function: monoacylglycerol lipase activity; phosphatidylcholine lysophospholipase A1 activity. The transcript has 8 exons. The record is from RefSeq and is a predicted model, not a curated record. Bases 9 to 995 code for a protein of 328 amino acids. NCBI's taxonomy places the organism in Eukaryota, Metazoa, Arthropoda, Branchiopoda, Diplostraca, Daphniidae.
UCACCGGCAUGCAUCAUCUAGUUCUCUCAGUAGUUGUAAUUACUGUUAUCGUUAUAUACGUAGUGCUUCCAUUGAUAUUUCGGUACUCUGCAACUUUCCAACGACAACUCGUUUUUCUGCCCUAUACUACAAGUUUGCGAUGGCCAAUCAAAGUGAAUUAUAGUCAACCAAAGAUACACGGAUUGAAAGGGGCGAGGAAUUUCUACAUUUCUAUAGAGCCCAAAGUACACGUAGGUGCCUGGCAUGUCUUACCCAGAGACCUGGUUGAUACACUUUCUGACAACACUGAACAAUCUUUAGCUAAUGGCAAUCCAAUCGUACUGUAUUUACAUGGCAAUUCAGGCUCUAGAGCUACCGGUCAUCGUGUGGAGCUCUAUAAACUCUUGCAGUUUCAUAACUACCACGUCAUAGCAUUUGAUUAUCGAGGUUUUGCAGAUUCUACACAAGUUUUGAUGACAGAAAACGGGGCCACAAUAGACGCCAUUCGUGUGUACGAAUACAUUCGACAGUUCUCUGGAAAAUCGACGGUCAUCGUAUGGGGCCAUUCGCUGGGCAGUGCAGUAGCCAUUAAAAUGGUGGCUGAAUUGUGUGCUGUCAAACAAUCACCUGAUCGCUUGAUUUUAGAAUCGCCGUUCAAUAAUAUUCGUGAUGAAUUUCGAAACCACCCACUAACUCUAAUCUAUCGUCCUUUGUCUGUCGUCGACCGGUUUUUCACCGAGAGGCUGGAAACGAACAACGUAGCAUUUGACAGUGAUGUUCACAUAGCCGGCGUUGAGUGCCCCACUCUUUUCCUUCAUGCGAGUGAUGAUCGCAUUGUCCCCAUUUCCCUAACCAGAAAGCUGUACGAGGCGGGUUUAAAAUCACGGCCAUCUAAUGCUGCAGCUUUACAAUUUAUUGAAUUCCCACCAGAUUUGCAUUGCGGUCAUGAAUGCAUUUACAGUGCUCCUCAAUUGCCUUCCAUUAUCCAGCAGUUUGUUGAUGUAGACCGUUUUUGAAAGAGAGCUGCGUAGGCCUAUGUAUGCAUAACAACCCAUAAUAAUCAGGUGACAUCUAAUACACGCUGCCAUUCAAGAUUUAAUUUCUUAUUCUCGUGACAUUCCCCCUGUUUGACAUAUUCCUUUUGCAUGCCUGAACCCACUUCAUCAAAACCUGUAAUUUGACCUGUUCGUUCGAAAGUUGUCCCCUUCUUUUCAGUGAAUUACGAUAGGGGUAGAUGAGCUUUCCCCUUUUUUUGAAGACAUGAAAUAAAAAAGAAAUACCACAGUGAGGCUGUCACCCUUUUCACUAUAACUCUUUGUCUUCGUGAGCUCGAAACAAAAGGCA